GGGAAUCAAAACAGUCCCCCACAGGAAUGCUGUGAAGCCAAAUCAUUCCAAACUAAAAUGCAGCAUCUAAACAGGAAAUGUAUCCAAGGUCAUUUUAGGUUGGAUUUUAUAAAUGAGGGACUAAUGUUAGUAUUUUCUUUUUAAUAUCUAUCAGGGAGUAAAUGGAAGUGUACAGGAGUAGCAUGUCUCAUUUUAAAAGGGAACACAAGUACACUGCUGGCUUCCACACAAUCUGCACGUUAAAGCAAGAAAGUUACUAAGUAGUAGUAGGAAAAAAAGUAGUAGGAAAAGCAGGUAAUGAGUGUGCCUGGAAUGUGGAAGGCUGAAAGGCAUGGCUGAGCAUGCCAAGGACAGGGAUGACAUUUGGGUUAUUUGGGUGAAGUGGAAGGUGAGUGCUCUGAUCGGGGCGCAGCUGCUCUGGUACCGCCACAGAUCUGUCACCCUGAGCCUGAGCAGCUCAUCUCAGUCCGGAGAGGCAGAAAUAAACUCUAGGGACCAGCACCGUGCCAGUAUUUAUUAUUUUUCUCCGAGGCACUGCAGCAUGGCAGAAGCCUCUGUCUCUCCACUGAAGCACUUUGUGCUGGCCAAAAAGACCAUCACUGCCAUCUUCGACCAGCUGCUGGAGUAUGUCACUGAGGGAGCAGCAUUUGUGGAAGCCACAUACAAGAACCCAGAGCUUGAUCAUAUAGCAACAGAAGAUGAACUAGCAAAAAUACAAGCAUAUAAAAGCAAGUUGGCAGUCAUUGGAGAGGUGCUCUCACGGAGACACAUGAAAGUAGCAUUUUUUGGCAGAACAAGCAGUGGGAAAAGUUCAGUCAUUAAUGCAAUGCUGUGGGACAAGGUACUUCCCAGUGGGAUCGGCCAUACAACAAACUGCUUCCUCAGUGUGGAAGGGACUGAUGGAGAUAAGGCUUAUCUUAUGACAGAAGGAUCAGAUGAAAAGAAGAGUGUCAAGACAGUCAAUCAGCUGGCUCACGCACUUCACAUGGAUAAAGAUUUGAAGGCUGGCUGUCUCGUCCACGUCUUCUGGCCCAAGUCAAAGUGUGCCCUGCUGAGGGAUGAUUUGGUUAUAGUGGACAGUCCUGGCACAGAUGUCACUACAGAACUGGACAGCUGGAUUGAUAAGUUCUGCUUAGAUGCUGAUGUGUUUGUCUUGGUUGCCAAUUCUGAAUCAACUCUCAUGAACACGGAGAAGCAUUUUUUCCAUAAAGUGAAUGAACGACUUUCCAAGCCAAAUAUCUUCAUCCUCAAUAACAGAUGGGAUGCUUCUGCAUCAGAACCAGAAUACAUGGAAGAUGUGCGUAGGCAGCACAUGGAGCGCUGCCUGACGUUCCUGGUCGAUGAGCUCAAAGUUAUUGAUCCUGUGGAAGCAAGGAAUCGCAUCUUUUUUGUUUCAGCAAAAGAAGUUCUGAGUGCCAGGACACAAAAGGCCCAAGGAAUGCCAGAAGCUGGUGGAGCACUUGCUGAAGGAUUUCAAACAAGAUUCCAAGAAUUUCAGCAUUUUGAGCAGAUAUUUGAGGAGUGUAUCUCGCAGUCAGCCGUGAAAACCAAGUUUGAACAGCACACUAUCAGAGCUAAACAGAUAAUAGAUACUGUGAAAGACAUUAUGGACACCAUAAACGUUGCAGCAGCAGAGAAAAGAGUCCAGUCCAUGGAAGAGCGAGAAGAUCAGAAGGACAGGCUGGACUUCGUGAGAAAUCAGCUGAACAUUUUGACAGAAGACACCAAGGAAAAAAUCAAACGCGUUACCGAGGAAGUCGAAAGCAAAGUCUCUUCUGCCAUGACUGAUGAGAUUUGCCGGCUCUCAGUUUUAGUUGAUGAAUUUUAUUCUGAUUUUCACCCUUCUCCUCAAGUACUGAAGCUCUAUAAGACAGAACUGAACAAACAUAUAGAAGACGGUUUGGGAAAGAACCUGGCUGAACGCUGCUCCACUGAAGUCAACGAGUCAAUGCACCAGUCCCAGCAGGAGAUGAUUGAAAAUCUGAAACCAUUGUUGCCUUCUAGUGUUCAGGAUCAGCUCCACUUGCUAAUUCCAUGCAGGAAGUUUGAUCUUAGCUAUGAUCUAAACUGUCAUAGCCUGUGUGCAGAUUUUCAAGAGGAUAUCAUGUUCCACUUUUCUUUGGGAUGGACUUCUCUUGUAAACCGUUUCUUGGGUCCUAAACAAGCUCAGAAAGUACUCUUGGGAUUAGCAGAUCCAAACCUACAUAUCCCUCGUCCUUUAGCCAGCACCCCGUCUGCCGCCAGCCUUCCCGCCAUAACUCCUGAGAACGUGCCCCAGGAUGAGUUCAUGGUUCCUUUGGUGUUGAGUUUAGCCUCGGUGACAUCCCGGACCUCCAUGAGCAUCAUCAUUGUUGGUGGAGUGAUUUGGAAAACUGUAGGCUGGAAGCUGAUCUCAUUGUCCCUGAGCAUGUACGGGCUGCUGUACCUGUAUGAGAGGCUGACCUGGACCACUCGGGCCAAGGAGAGAGCCUUCAAGCAGCAGUUUGUGAACUACGCCACCGAGAAGCUGCAGAUGAUCGUCAGCCUCACCAGCGCCAACUGCAGCCACCAGGUGCAGCAGGAAAUGGCCACUACUUUUGCUCGGCUCUGUCAGCAGGUGGAUAUUACUGAGAAAAACCUGGAAAAAGAAAUAGCUAGGCUUUCCAAAGAAAUAGAUCAGCUGGAGAACAUACAAAGCACCUCCAAGCAGCUGAGAAAUAAAGCCAUUCACCUUGAGAACGAACUAGAUCGCUUCACGAAACAUUUUCUUCAAAAGAGUAAAUAAAACAUCAUUGUGAACCUUCCUGGUGCUCCUUUGUAGGGCAAAAUAGAAAUUUUACAGGUGACACUUCUAUUCUAUGAAAAUGAUUUAUAUUUUUAAUGUUACUUCGGGGGCAGUUGUUGUAAAACUUGGACUCUGAUGGUGAACCAAACUGUAGAGCUGUGGUACUCUUGAGCGUUAAUGUUCGUUUUGCAGAUUUUGGGUUAAAAAUUACCUUGAAACACUAAAUUUUUUGGGCACUUGACAAUAAAACCCCAAAUCCUCA
Molecule: messenger RNA, 3026 nt
Organism: Motacilla alba alba
Lineage: Eukaryota; Metazoa; Chordata; Aves; Passeriformes; Motacillidae
Gene: MFN1
Product: mitofusin 1
Exons: 18
Coding region: 332-2764 (810 amino acids)
Biological process (GO): mitochondrial fusion; mitochondrion localization
Cellular component (GO): mitochondrial outer membrane
Molecular function (GO): GTPase activity; GTP binding
Source: RefSeq, a predicted model, not a curated record